UGUAGAAUUUUGUACGAGUAUUACCCUGUGCCACUCAAUUUAGCUUGGCCAAUGGUUUUUAGUUUUUAAAAUAAUUAAACAAUGAUAGUGUAUCGUUUUUUCAAUUUUGAUGGGUAAAAAGCAUGCAGUAAUUUAUUUUGAUAUUUGCUUGUAAAGAGGAACUAUGUAAAUCUUCUUUAUUCAGUAUUGUUGAUGGAUACCUGCAAUAUCAAAAUGAACGACGGUGAUUGGAUAUGCAGUGAUCCAAAUUGUGGAAAUAUUAACUUUUGUCGAAGAAAAUCUUGCUAUCGUUGUAACAAGGAACGCCAGAAUGGUGGGCCGUCAUUUAAAAAGAAAUUAGGCACCGAAAUAGGAAAGUCUGCGGCAGAAAAAUCUCGCGGCUUGUUCAAUGCCGACGAUUGGCAAUGUAAUAAGUGUGCAAAUGUCAACUGGGCCCGGCGACCAACAUGUAAUGUUUGUCAUUCGCCAAAAUUUGGAGAAGUAGAAGCCCGAACAGGUUACGGCGGCGGCUAUAAUGAACGAGGAGUUGUUGAGUAUCGUAAGAAGGACUCGUCAUCUGACGAUGAAUAUGAUGAGUUUGGGAGAAAAAAAAAGAAACGCAAAUCAGAUGCCUCUGAAAUGGUUGGCAGUCAUCAAGUAAUCACUGAUGGACCUGUUAUGAAAAUAUUUCCAUCAGCAAGGCAGAAGGGAAUAAGAGGAAACGAAACAGUUACUGGAAGUCUAAGCGAUGGCUCUAUCUGUGAUGCCUCUGUUACACCUAUAAAGACAAAAGUACAAAACCAUAUAAAUUAUAAACAAAACCAAACACAUCCUACAUUAAAAUCUAGUGCAAAUCAACGUAAACGCUAUACUAGUGUGAGUGAUAAAGACCAGUCUGGUUCUUCGAGUCAUGAAGGUUAUGUUAAAAGCAAUCCUGUGAUGGAAAACAGAGUUUCAUCCACAAAUAAUGAUGUGGUUUAUAAAUUCAGUGGACCAUCUUCUUCAGAUGUAUUUGAAGUGACAUACACCAUUGAGGAAAGAGUCAAAGCUGCAGCUUUUGCUAUUGUUUACAAUAAUUGUAAGAUAAGCACAGAUAAAUUUGAAAAUUUGUAUGAUAAACCAGCUCCUGAUUUCAAAACAAUUUUUGCUUGGAGGCAAAAAUUACUUAGCACUGGCUGUUUAGUUGAUAAUCAUGUUGAGAAAGUGGUUCAGAAUCUAGUAAGCAAGAACAAUGUAGCAUCAAAAAAAGUACCUAUAAGGCUUUCUAAUCCUGAAGAAAUACCUAUCAACUUUGAUAGUGAAGAAGAAACUGAUCAGCAUGUUGAAAAUACAACAUUAUUUAGUCAUAAUAGAAGUGGCAGUGCAGAAACAUUGUUGAUUGACAAAGAACAAAAACCUCCACCUUGUACUGGAAGUGUUGUAGAGGAUAGACACAAAAGUCAAACCUCAUCAAGAACAUCAAGAUCCAGUUCCAGAGAAAGUAGAGAUUCCAAAUCAUCUGAUUCAGAUGUUGAACUUGUGGAGCCUGAAGAAACAAUAAAUGCCAGAAGUAAUACCAACAAUAUUUCUAAUCUACAAGAUAGUGAUUCAGAUUCAGUAUCAUAUAGUAGUGAGAAAAUAGACUUUCGAUCAAGAGUUUUUGCUGACAAAAAAUUAAUAUGCAGAACAAAAAAAGUAGCUUACAGUAAAAGUGAUACUCCUUGCUCUAACACAAACCAAACUUUCCAAGGCUACACUACUCAAAAACAAAUUGAGAAGUCUCCUUUAGCAACUGGUAAUAUCUACUUGCCAAGUUUUCGUAAUAUGAAUGUUAGGAAUCAAGACAAUGUUUGUGAUAAUGAUGGAUUAUCUGCUGAAUAUGUACCCACAAUGAUGGCAGCAACUGCUAAAAAACAUUAUCAAGACUUCAAAAACAUUGUUAAAAAAAAAGGAUACUGGGCAAAGGGUAAUGGGAGCUCUCUAAACAGAAAUGCUUCAGUCCCAUUACGUGAUGGGAUUGUAAAGGCAAGUCCAACAAGAAGCUAUUCUUCUACUCAAACAAUUCAAAUGUACAAUAAGCCACCACCAGCUUUGCCAAAUCAUACAUCAAACUAUGCAAUACCAGGUUUGAAUUGUAGAAAUGUUAAGAAUGAUUAUAGCAUAAAUACAUCAGAACCAUAUGAGUCAAUAUUAAACUUACCUCCGCCAAAGCAAGAUUAUUCCUUGCCUCAAAAUACAGAUGAUGCAAUCUGUGAGGACUUUACUAAGGAUAAGAUGGAUAGUUCAACUGUCCUUGACAACUAUAUCUCCUUUGGAACACCUAUAGGAUCCACUCCUAGUAAGCAAAAACCACUGGAAACUAAUUCCCGUGUUUUUGAUAUUGCGCAAACGACUUCCAUAAGUAAAAAUAAAAAUAUAAUGGACAUAUUUAACACUGAAAGGGAAGAAAGUCCUGAAACUAACAAUCUAGAAAAGUAUGAUGAGAUAAGAAAAAAAUAUGAAAAUACAUGGAAUAUUGAUGAUGACGAUCUCUAUAAAGAUACUGAAGAAGAGUCUAAUCUAAAAGAUGUUUCAGUCAAUUUACCUUUGGUUAACACCAAUUUGAGCCCAACAUCAAACACUCUGUAUAACUCAACUGAUACUAAGCUAGAUUUCACAACAAUUCUAGAAAAACGCAAUGAGAUGCUUGACGUAUUAAAUGACUUGCAAGGUAAUGAUACAACACACACAACAUUGUCUAAACAAAAUAAUUGUACUAAUCAAGGUUCUGAAGAGACUGAAACUCAAACAUUCUCACAUAGUAUAACAAACAUUCCAUUGCCUGAUGAUUCCAUUCAUGCUUUAAAAGAUUGUUUAGACACUACAGACUCUUUAGAGAAGUCUAACACAGUCAGAAAUAUAAGUCCCUUGAAAAGAGUACAUGUUUUAGAAUCGGUUACAAUCAAACCCAAAGACUCUCUUCCAACCACAACCAUGGAAAAUGAAAUAAGUUUGCCAAAAGAAACUAUCAGUGACUUAAGUGUUGAACUUCCUAAAAAUCCUGACAAUCAAAACAACUCUACACUGGAUUUAUCUAACAUUCUAAAUAAUAUCAACACUGACACACUACUGUUGGCUCUCAAAAAUUUGCAACAGCUCUCUCAACCACAAAAUGUAACAGAAGCAACAGAGGAUACAAAACAAGAUUCAAACGUUGAGACUAUAAACUUAACAAACGAUGAAUGGGAACUGGAAUCUGUACAACAUGAAAGUAUUGAGAGGGAAUUGCAAAUGUUGGAUGGGAACAAAGGUGAUACGCCUUUCUUGAGUGAUAUUUUUGAUCCGGGCCCAAUUACUAUGCCACUUAACAUUAAGCUUAACAUGAAUUGUAAAAGUAUGGAAGAGAAAUCGAAAUGCUUAGAUGAAACUGAACCUGUUAUAGGCAAUUUUAAAAGUUUUGCCCUUCCUAAACCAUUAAUUUUAAAUAGACUUAAAUUGACGGUCAAGCAACCAGAGAGAAAAAAAGGUGAAGGGAAAAGAAUGAAGAGAAAGAAAAAGGCAUCAACAUCAGCGGAAGGAAGGAAUUCUAAGGAAGGAGAUGAUGGCGCUGAAGAGGAUGAUGAGGAGGAAUCUGGUGAUGAGGCGGACCUGUCCAAAUAUGACCUUUGGGGCAGUGACGAAGAGAAGGCAAAUUCCCAAAAUGAAAAUACAGAUAAAAAUAUUGCGAGUUCUGAAAACACGGAGACUGCACCUGUGGAUGACAGAAAGUCGCCAGUAGAAAGAAAAAGAAAGAGGUCAAGAUCAAAGUCAAGAUCCAGGUCUAGAAGCUCUUCAUCGUCAUCAAGUUCGUCUUCGAGCUCCAGUUCUAGUCACAGCUCUAAUGGGCAAACGCCAAAAAACAAGUUUGACGAUUUCAACUUGAACAGCGAGCGUGAGUCCCCAAGCGACUCGCCCAAAGGUCGUAAAGAGACGAGAUCUCGUUCGCCAAGAUCGCGUUCAUCGAGUGCGCCAGGCCGACGCCGCUCUAGAGAUAGCCGAUCCGCCGGAGAGACCAGAACGUCCAGAGACAAAGAAUGGUCCCGUGACCGAGAAAGGCGGGAUAAAUCUCGUGGAAGUCGGGACAAAAAGGCCCGUCGAUAUAGCAGAGAGGGUUCCGGAAACCAUUAUGGCGCUCAUGGGAGACAUCGUUAAUUAUCUAUAGUACUUCUUUUUUCAUUUGUGUAAAUUAUUUGUACCCAAGAAGUUGUGUGUAUAUGGGAUUAAAAAAAAAAUGACGGUAGUUUACAAUUUCGAAUGUGUGUACAUUACAGAAAUUAACAUCAAACUGAAUUUGCGUUCUCCUCGAAGUUUCUAUUAGCACAAACUUUCGAUACUUUCUCGAAUAAUCGAAUUCGUACGUGUUCGAUUCGAUUAUUCGUUGAAAUGCAAAAUGAUGUAACAUUCGAUAGUACUGUCAGUGCUAAUACAGUGUAAACUAUCUUAUUCACAAAAACUCUAUCAGUGUGCACUUUUGUCAUUAUUCAUUGGUCUCUUUUAAUAAAGCCUUAAACACAAUUUGAGAGAAAGAGACGAAAGUAAGUUUACACAGAUUUUUAUGAAUGUGGUAUGUAUAUGUAUAAAAUUAAAAAAAAAUCUGUAGAUAGUUGUGAACUGAUGUCUGUUCAGACAAGGAAAACCAACCAAAAUUAAGUAAUUCAAUUUAGUUUACACUGUAAUUGCAUUGCCUAGCGUAUGUUCGAGAGUUUGUUUGCUAAGAUAUUUUUUUUUGGCUUGGAAGGUAAAAACGUCUUGUAAAAAUUUGUGUAAAGAAAUAAAUAUCGAGAUACCGUAGAACACAAAUUCGUAUUUUCCAUAUUCAGCUCAAAAUUAUAAUUCCUAAUUUUCUUAUUUUAGUUAAGAACUUGUACAGUAUUUCAAUUCUUGCGCUAGUUAUAAUAUGAACCUUAGAUGAGUAUAGAUAAGAUACAUUUUGUCUUGAGCUGUGUAUAGAUUUAGGUUAACUUUCGCUUACAGUGAAACCGCUUUUCUAGAAAUAACGCCAAUAAUCCUUGCUUUUUAUGUUGUUCAAACCUCGAGUUAUCUCUAACGGCCCGUUUUCUUUGAAGACGUUUAAAACGGACCAAUGAACAAAGAACAUCGGUCUGUAUUUAGAAUAUUUGUGUAAAUAAUUAAAGGUAGGACGAAUUUUGAGGGUAUUAGGAAAAUAUUUUUUAUAAAAUUUUCAGCGUAUUGAAACUAGGCGGCGUUGUGUUCAAUUAAUCGCGAUAAUUGAUUUAAAGUUACAAAUUAGCCGCUUGAACCUUUACUGUAAUUAUAGAAGGCUUAAAAAACGUGUAAAGAAAAAGGUUUUACUUAGAAGUUAUGAAUUAGAACUUUGAUAUUGUUGUACUAAGAUGUAUUUUUUUAGUUUUCUUC
Molecule: messenger RNA, 5352 nt
Organism: Pieris napi
Lineage: Eukaryota; Metazoa; Arthropoda; Insecta; Lepidoptera; Pieridae
Product: zinc finger Ran-binding domain-containing protein 2
Exons: 8
Coding region: 193-4128 (1311 amino acids)
Biological process (GO): RNA processing
Molecular function (GO): RNA binding; lipopolysaccharide binding
Source: RefSeq, a predicted model, not a curated record